UGCCGGAGCUCCCUCUGCUCCCCUUUGUGGUCUCUGCAACACUACCUCCGUCCUUCCGAUCGUCUUCUCCGGCGGGCUGCCGCCCUUUCGGGGUGUUGUUCAGCGGGUGGCUGUCUCCUGGGUAAUUGCUGAAGACGAUUUCCCUUUUCCUCUUCGGACAGGACUGGAGGAUAACAUAGAACAAUGAGUGAGAGGUUUACAAUCCAGAUUAGCUCUAGCUUGGUUGAUAGGCUUGCAGAACAAGAUGGAAAGGUUAAGAAACCAAAGAAAUCCAAGUCAAAGAGCCAGGGUAAGGAGCAUGUACAUCGUCCACCCAUUGACUCAAAAACAUCAACUCCUGCUGGAGGAUGGCCACCACUCCCUUCACAGCUACCUUUGCCUUUAGUGCAGCCUCCUGCUGCUCCUCCUUCAGCCGCUGUCACAAAUCCGGAGAUACAUGCAAUUCAGUCCAUCCUAAAGGAGAGUGAGCAAGUCAUUGAGAGGAUGAAAAAGAUAGAGGCCAACAUGACUGAAGAAGUUAAACAAAGGGCAAAGGAACUUCAUGAUAAGGAGUUUAAACUUCCCUACCAGAAGCCUCUACCCUGCGUAGCGGAAAAAGAUGCUUGCUUGCAAUGUUACAAGGAACACAUGAAGGAUCCUCUUAAAUGUGCACGGGUCGCUAGAAACUUUGCAGAUUGUGCGAGACAGGCUCGGCAGCAGGCAUAAUUUUCGAUUACUGGCAAACUUUAUGACACAUAUUUGGCAUCGGGUGAGCUGACAUGCGUUCUGGAGUGGAUUCACCUUGAAUUGGAGCUUACUGUGUGUCUCUGACACUUCUGAAAUUCUCAAUCUUGUUCCUCAUAUUCCAUCAAUUUUCCAUGAUCAUCAAUGGUGGAUCAUGUCAAUAAUUCUGAGAUGGAAUUUAUUUUUGAAAUGCAUGUCCAGUACUUCAUUUUGCUUUUGAAUUUUCAGGGUGGGUCAUUUUUCCUCCGUUGGCAUAGGCAUGAAUCCCUCAGCCAUUACAGCAAUGGAUUUCAGUCCUACUUGUAAUGAAUAACUCGUCCAUUUGUUCUGAAACGAGGAACAAUGCUACGUGAAGUUAAUUUUCAAGAAUAUGCUUGUGAUUGUCGA
Nymphaea colorata (pocket water lily) is the source of this 1110-nucleotide messenger RNA. RefSeq lists its product as uncharacterized. NCBI's taxonomy places the organism in Eukaryota, Viridiplantae, Streptophyta, Magnoliopsida, Nymphaeales, Nymphaeaceae. The coding region runs from base 184 to 705 and encodes 173 amino acids. The transcript is spliced from 3 exons. The record is from RefSeq and is a predicted model, not a curated record.